AUGUCCGACUGGGAGGACGAGUACGACGGGGAUGGCGUUGCUAUCCAAAAACCUGCUGCCAAAUCAGCCCCGAUUGAGAGGAAAAUGUCCCUCGAUUACCGUCAAGGACAAAAUGUACAUUUCGGUGUGAGAAGGUGUGGCCGGUUUGGAAGUGAAGGCGCAGCUAAUGUUAGCGGCGAGGGUUCCCAGUCCAAAUGGUGGAGAGAUGGAGGCAACCGCGGAGGUUUCGCACAAAGACGGACUUUCGACAACUUAAAGUCGGACUCUUCCCGGCCUGUGACGUUCACGGUGGAAAAUGCUGUAGUUGGGAGGAUAAUAGGUCGAGGAGGAGCCAAAAUCCGUGAACUUGAGGAGAGCUCCGGGGCAAAGAUAAAGAUUAAUAAGGGCGACUAUGAAGGUGAGGUGGCCAUCUUUGGACAGUCUGCUGCCCAGCAGAAAGCCAAGGAGAUGAUUGAAGACCUGGUGGCCGAUGGAGGCUCUCGAUUUUCCUAUGGUAUGAAACACUAUGACGGAGGAAGUGAUGGAGUAAGGAAUAGCUCUGUCUGGUCUUCCGCAGAGUUAGAAGCUGCAAAGGUUGUCUCAGCACCGCCACCCAUAGACUGGAACACCAUCCGGGAGAACAAGGACAAGUAUGAGGAGCUCAAGUGGAAGGAUCUCCCACCCUUGAAGAAGAAGUUUUACAUUGAGGCGGAGAGCGUGUCCAUGCUAUCAGCCGAGGAAGUCAGUGAAUGGAGGAAGGAGAAUAACAACAUCUUCGUGGAUGACCUGAAGGAGGAAGGGCAGAAGCGGCACAUUCCUAAUCCCUGUCGUAGCUUUUUGGAGGCCUUCGAGCUUUAUCCAGAGAUCAUGGAGAACAUUGACCGGGUCGGCUUUGUUAAACCAACCCCCAUCCAGUCUCAGGCGUGGCCAGUGCUGCUGAGUGGGGAGGACCUGAUAGCCAUUGCUCAGACGGGGACGGGGAAAACGCUGGCCUACCUGCUGCCAGGGUUCAUUCACAUGGAUGGACAGCCAGUACCCAGAGAUGAACGUGGAGGUCCGGGAAUGUUGGUGCUGACUCCUACCAGAGAGCUGGCCCUGCAGAUUGAAACGGAGUGCAACAAGUACCGCUAUAAGGGUUACAAAAGUAUCUGCAUCUACGGUGGAGGAGAUAGAAGAGGUCAGAUCAAGCUGGUGAAAGGUGGAGUAGACAUCGUGAUUGCAACGCCGGGCCGACUAAAUGAUCUACAGAUGAAUGAGCUCAUCAACCUUCGCUCCAUCACCUACUUGGUGCUGGAUGAGGCUGACCGUAUGCUGGAUAUGGGCUUCGAACCUCAGAUUAUGAAGAUUCUUCUGGACAUCCGACCAGACCGACAGACCGUCAUGACCAGUGCCACCUGGCCCACUGGAGUGAGACGUUUGGCCAAAUCCUACCUGAAGAACCCCAUGAUGGUCUAUGUGGGCACCCUGGACCUGGCAGCGGUCAGCACGGUGCAGCAAACGGUUCUGAUCGUUCACGAAGAGGAGAAGAAGUCUUACGUGUUCGACUUCAUCAGAAACAUGCUGCCCCUGGAUAAAGUCCUCAUCUUUGUUGGCAAGAAGCUCAUGGCUGAUGACCUCUCCAGUGACAUGUGUCUGCAGGGUCUGGCUGUGCAGAGUCUCCAUGGCGACCGUGAACAGUGCGACCGUGAAGAGGCCCUCAAGGACUUUAAAGAGAGUCGAGUUCGGAUCCUGGUCGCCACAGAUUUGGCGUCUCGAGGUUUGGACGUCCACGACAUAACGCACGUCUUCAACUUUGACUUCCCACGCAACAUAGAGGAGUACGUCCAUCGCGUGGGCCGCACCGGCCGAGCAGGACGUUCAGGUGCUGCUCUUACCCUGGUAACAAGAGAUGACUGGAGGAAUGCCCCUGAACUGAUUCCCAUCCUGGAGCGAGCAGGACAGGAGGUCCCCGAGGAACUGAUUCUAAUGGCAGAGAGAUACGAGAAGCACAAGAGGGAGAAAGACCUGUGCAAUCCAAAGGGAGGACACGAGCGAGGAGGAGGAAGACAAGGAGGUGGAGGUGGAGGAGGAAGACGAGGAGCUGGAGGAGGAGGAUGGGGGAGAAGAGAUGGCGGAGGGAGAGGCGGCAGGGAUUGUGGCCAACACUGGGGAUUCUAACGGUGAAGCAUGAUCUGAAACUGCACAUUUUUGUCAUUUGCUUUGAGUUAUUUGUGUUUUGUUUAAUUGAUAAAUUUGUUUGUUUUCAUUCAUUUCUUUAUGAUUUGGUGGCAGUUGGAUCUCAUCGUGUUCUCUUAUUUCAAGCAUGUUUAAAAUGCACACUUCUGACUUUUCUUUGUCUGAAACUCACCAUUCCUUGUUGUGUAACUCACUCAGAAUAUUUUGUUGUGUAAUUUGUUGAUUUGGGCAGAAAGAGGCCUGUCCAAUAAAUUCUCAUUUUAGAGACUUGUC
Acanthochromis polyacanthus (spiny chromis) is the source of this 2427-nucleotide messenger RNA. It is a transcript of the gene ddx43, whose product is annotated as DEAD (Asp-Glu-Ala-Asp) box polypeptide 43. The transcript is spliced from 17 exons. Lineage: Eukaryota; Metazoa; Chordata; Actinopteri; Pomacentridae. Gene Ontology annotation, molecular function: RNA binding; RNA helicase activity; ATP binding. The record is from RefSeq and is a predicted model, not a curated record. The coding region runs from base 1 to 2136 and encodes 711 amino acids.